Molecule: messenger RNA, 1635 nt
Organism: Talaromyces amestolkiae
Lineage: Eukaryota; Fungi; Ascomycota; Eurotiomycetes; Eurotiales; Trichocomaceae
Exons: 2
Coding region: 1-1635 (544 amino acids)
Biological process (GO): double-strand break repair via homologous recombination; protein sumoylation
Cellular component (GO): Smc5-Smc6 complex; nucleus
Molecular function (GO): SUMO ligase activity; zinc ion binding
Source: RefSeq, a predicted model, not a curated record
AUGGCACCUCUCCUAUCCUCCUCUCGUCGCUCUCGCAGACUAGACGAUACCGAAGCCACGCCCGCACCUACUGUCGCAACUUCUUCUCGCAACCGACCACAAACUCCCGACUACGAGCCCCUCGCCACUCCCUUGAAUGCCAAAGCACAACGCGCGCUCGCAUCGCUACAUUCUGCGACACAUUUCAGGCAACUCAAAGAACAUAUCCGCCAGGCGGGGGACAAGUUAACCGAGACAGCGGGCGAGGCUAAUGAGCGUAUGUCGGAUGCAAGGCACAGGUUUGAGAAUAUGACGAGUCGGAAGAGGGCUGCUUCUGCGGCGGCAAAGAAGAAGAGUAAGAAGAAUAAGGCUGAGGGGGAUGAGAUAGAAGAUGAUGACGACGACGACAAUGAUGAAAAUGAGGACGAAGAGGACGACGAAGAAGACGAGGAAGGGGAGGAGGAAGACGACGAAAAAAGAAGAGCAGAAAUGCAAAGACUGGAUAAUCUCGAAGCGAAAGUGAAAUCGACUACGUCACAACUCGAGGAGAGAAUGCGCAGUGUUGUGGAUGCAGAGCAUAAAGUGAGUGGGUUACAGGUUGCGAUUCAGGAGAUCGCUACGGAUGCGGAGACAGCUGGAGCGGCGCUUAGUACGUCGCGGAGGAGAGCGAGGUUGAGGGAGAGGGGUGCCGCUGUUGAUGCUGAUGGUGAUGAAGAUAUGGAUGAGAAUGAGGAUGAUGAAGAGGAAGAAGAUGCGGCGCCGACUGUCGUGCCGACUCAGAUUAUCAAGGAGAGACUUACCGGACACGAGAGUCAAUGGGAGCAACAAUCCUUGACUCAGAGAUACACUACUAACAACACCUAUAUUGGUUUCUACCGCAUCGUCCACGAAGCCAAAUACCCAACUGGCGAAGUACCACCAGUCCCCCCAGCAUCAACAUGGUUCAACCACCUCGAACCGAACAGCAGGAGAACGGCAAAAUCCCGUCAACAAUCCGCUACUACAACCUCCAACAACCCCUCACAAGACAUAGAUGAAGACGAGGAAGACGCCGACAUCGAAAUCGAGCGAGAACGCAUCUCGCUCAAAUGCCCCCUAACGCUAGUCGUGUUCGAAGAUCCCGUGAAAAGCACCAAAUGUAUACACAGUUUUGAGCGUAAGGCAAUUGAGGAUAUGAUCCGAGCUAGUUCUAUGACGAUACCGGCCGGUGAGAAUGAUUUUCAAGCUGGUGGGGGACGGAAUGCACGUGCUCGUCGGGUUAGGGCUGUACCUUGUCCGAUAUGUUCGGUGCCCAUGUCGCUAAAUGAUCUGGAGCCGAAUUUGGUGCUAGUCAGACGCGUGCGGAGGAUGCGUGCGGAGGAACUCAGAGAGCAGGAAGAGGCUGAGCUUGGUGGUGGACGUCAGGGUCGAAAUGAGGUUACAAUUGAUUCUGAUGGUGAAGAUGACAAUGACGAUGACGAGGCUGAUGCUCAUGAAAGGCGGCAGCAGAGGGAUGAAGAGGCACGGAUUAAGAGGGAGAAGUCGAGGUUGUCGUCUAGGGCGCCGACGGUUGCGAGGGAGUAUGAGGAUGAGAAUGAGGAAAUGAGGAAUGUCAAUGAGGACGAUGACGACGAUGAAGAUGCUGAGGUAUCAGAAGAGGAUGAAGAUGAUGAUUAA